Molecule: messenger RNA, 1791 nt
Organism: Ananas comosus (pineapple)
Lineage: Eukaryota; Viridiplantae; Streptophyta; Magnoliopsida; Poales; Bromeliaceae
Product: peptidyl-prolyl cis-trans isomerase CYP65
Exons: 11
Coding region: 1-1791 (596 amino acids)
Biological process (GO): protein peptidyl-prolyl isomerization; protein folding; protein polyubiquitination
Cellular component (GO): catalytic step 2 spliceosome
Molecular function (GO): peptidyl-prolyl cis-trans isomerase activity; ubiquitin-ubiquitin ligase activity
Source: RefSeq, a predicted model, not a curated record
AUGGGGAAGAAGCAGCACAGCAAGGAUCGGAUGUUCAUCACGAAGACGGAGUGGGCGACGGAGUGGGGCGGCGCCAAGUCGAAGGAGACAUCCACCCCCUUCAAACGCUUGCCCUUCUACUGUUGCUCGCUCACCUUUACUCCGUUUGUGGAUCCCGCGUGCACGGGGGAUGGGAGCGUGUUCGAUGUGAUGAAUAUUAUUCCUUAUAUUAAGAAAUUCGGGAAGAAUCCAGUAACCGGAGCUCCUCUUAAGGAGGAAGAUCUCAUUCCUCUCACAUUUCAUAAGAAUGCUGAUGGGGAGUACCAUUGUCCUGUUUUGAACAAAGUUUUUACAGAGUUUACGCACAUAGUUGCUGUGAAAACUACGGGAAAUGUGUUCUGUUAUGAGGCGAUUAAAGAACUAAACCUGAAAACCAAAAAUUGGAAAGAGCUGCUGACAGAUGAGCCUUUCACGAAAGAUGACUUGAUAACUAUUCAGAAUCCAAAUGCUCUUGAUAGCAAAGUUCUUGUGGAGUUUGAUCAUGUUAAAAAUAGUCUAAAACUUGAUGAUGAAGAUCUAAAGAAAAUGCAAGAAGAUCCUUCCUAUAAUAUCAAUUUAACUGGUGAUAUCAAGCAAAUGCUGAAGGAGCUUGGAACUGAGAAGGGUAAGCUAGCUGCACUGCAUGGUGGAGGUGGGAGCAAAGCACAGAAUGAAAGGGCAGCUGCCCUUACUGCUAUUUUGGCGGCAAGAUCACGUGUGAAGGAGGAUUCUAAAUCUAAUGAAGAUGGAGAGUCCAAACCUGCUCAGAAAGCUUUCAGUAUUGUAGAUGCUGCUUCUGCUUCUGUCCAUGGAAGGAGCGCAGCUGCUGCAAAAGCAGCUUCUGGUGAUAAGACUGCUGCUCGGAUUGCUAUGCACAUGGCCGGAGAAAGAACCCCUGUGAAUGCGAAACUCGUAAAAAGCCAAUACACCACUGGCGCAGCUUCACGCUCUUUUACUUCUACCGCUUAUGAUCCUGUGACGAAAAAUGACUUUGAGUACAUCAAGGUUGAAAAGAAUCCAAAAAAGAAAGGAUAUGUUCAGUUGCAUACAACCCAUGGGGACUUGAAUAUAGAGCUUCACUGUGAUAUCACUCCAAGGGCGUGUGAAAACUUCAUCACACAUUGUGAAAAUGGUUACUAUAAUGGUGUAAUAUUCCAUCGCAGUAUUAGGAAUUUCAUGAUUCAAGGUGGUGAUCCAACUGGUACUGGAAAAGGUGGCCAGUCCAUUUGGGGUAAGCCUUUUAAGGAUGAGCCAAAUUCAAAAUUGGUCCACUCAGGAAGAGGUGUUGUUAGCAUGGCAAACAGCGGGCCCCAUACCAAUGGUUCCCAGUUCUUCAUUCUAUACAAGUCGGCAAAUCAUCUGAAUUUUAAACAUACGGUAUUUGGCAUGGUUGUGGGUGGUUUAACCACCCUUUCAGCGAUGGAGAAGGUUCCUGUUGAUGAUGAUGAUCGGCCAUUGGAGGAGAUAAAGAUUAUAAAUGCCACCGUCUUUGUGAAUCCUUAUGCGGAACCAGAUGAAGAGGAAGAGAAGGCAGCUGAGGAGAAGAAAGCUGUUGAUGAUAACAAUGACAAGAUAGGUUCAUGGUAUAGCAACCCAGGAACAGGUGUCGCUGGUUCCGCUAGUGUAGGCCGUGGAGUGGGCAAAUAUCUCAAGGCCCGGACAGCUGGAAAUGAUGGCGUGGCCGGAAAUGGCAAAGCAUCAGAUUAUGACUCGACCAAGAAGAGGAAAGCGGAUGUUUCAGGUGUUGAGUAUAAAAACUUCUCUGGAUGGUAA